Messenger RNA from Ooceraea biroi (clonal raider ant), 941 nucleotides. Its product is annotated as dnaJ homolog subfamily C member 24. Gene Ontology annotation, molecular function: ferrous iron binding; ATPase activator activity. The record is from RefSeq and is a predicted model, not a curated record. NCBI's taxonomy places the organism in Eukaryota, Metazoa, Arthropoda, Insecta, Hymenoptera, Formicidae. Gene Ontology annotation, biological process: positive regulation of ATP-dependent activity.
AUAUGUAUACACAUUCAUGCCACGAAUCGCGUGGAGCGCGAAUGCUGAUAAAUGCAUGAAGCAGUACUCGCGAGAACGUGGUGUAGCAUUGUGUCUUUCAAUUCGAAAUAAAAAUCCAAGGAAAAAGGAAGCAAACGUGAUAAUGUGUUCUCCGCCGGCACGGAUAGUCGCGAUACGAAAGGAAUUCAACAACUCCUCCUAGGUUAUGUCACCCAAGGAACGUGAUACUUCGUUUGGAGACGCGAUCUUUGCGACCAAAGAUGCAGAUGAAUUAUUACGAAGUGCUCGGCUGUAACAGAGACUCUAGCUACAAGGAGAUCAAGCACGCUUAUCACCAACGUUUGCUGCAGUUUCAUCCUGAUAAGAACGAUGCCACAGACAACCGCGAAUUUCACGACGUCAGGGAAGCUUGGCGCGUACUCGGACAUCCACACUCGAGAAAGGAGUACGAUGCAGCUUGCAAGCAGGAGGAGUUGGAGGAAGAAGACCAUCCGGUGUACGAGCGUCUGUCACCGGGCGAACUUGAAGAGUCCGACGACACGUUCUUCUACCGCUGCAGAUGCGGCGGCUGUUACUUUGUUGAAAAAGACGAUCUCCGAGAGAAGGACACUGCGCUUCGAGUGAUGUGUGAUGGUUGCACACUCAUUAUCGUUAUUCAGACAUAAUAAAUAUGUAAUUUAUGUAAAAAGAAUAUAAUUAUUUUUUUAUAAACAUUUUUCUGCGAGUAUCUCCUGCGCAAUAUUAUUAAACAUGCUUACACGAGGAGAUGUCUGUGUGUACUAAGCACAAUCCUCUUUCCCCACUUUUAAUUGUACGAUGUAAAGAGAUAAUUUACAGCUGCGUAUGUAGAAAGAGGUCGAAAUCGAACAUUUAUUUUGUACAAAAUAUGUUUCUCUUAGCACAAGAACAUGUGUACAUUCGCAAUAAAUUUUUAAAAAAAG